This is a messenger RNA of Pungitius pungitius (ninespine stickleback), 2953 nucleotides long. RefSeq names its product abl-interactor 1a (gene abi1a). The transcript is spliced from 12 exons. The coding region runs from base 171 to 1826 and encodes 551 amino acids. NCBI's taxonomy places the organism in Eukaryota, Metazoa, Chordata, Actinopteri, Perciformes, Gasterosteidae. Gene Ontology annotation, biological process: neuron migration. Gene Ontology annotation, cellular component: SCAR complex; lamellipodium; actin-based cell projection. Gene Ontology annotation, molecular function: SH3 domain binding; signaling adaptor activity. The record is from RefSeq and is a predicted model, not a curated record.
AUUGAGGUUACGCCAGCGCGAGGGCAGGAAUCCCACAAUAGCAGGCGGAGGGAUUUUUUUUCUUUUUUUUCUUUCUCUUCUCUUUCUACCGGAGCACAGCCGAGCUGGUAGCCGUUUCAAUCACAGGGAAAGCGGCAGAGGGGAAGGCAGGCUCUGUGGAGGGAUGUAAGAUGGCAGAGCUACAAAUGCUGUUAGAGGAAGAGAUUCCUGCCGGUAAAAGAGCGCUCGUUGAGAGUUACCAAAACCUCACCAGAGUAGCGGACUACUGCGAGAACAACUAUGUCCAGGCCCAGGACAAGAGGAAAGCUCUGGAGGAGACCAAAGCCUACACCACCCAGUCGCUGGCCAGCGUGGCCUAUCAGAUCAAUGCCUUAGCCAACAAUGUCCUGCAGCUGCUGGACAUCCAGGCCUCGCAGCUGCGGCGCAUGGAGUCCUCCAUCAACCACAUCUCCCAGACGGUGGACAUCCAUAAAGAGAAGGUGGCCAGGCGGGAGAUCGGGAUCCUCACCACCAACAAGAACACGGCCAGGACCCAUAAGAUCAUCGCGCCGGCUAACAUGGAGCGGCCCGUCCGGUACAUCCGGAAGCCCGUCGACUACAACGUGCUGGACGACGUGGGCCACGGCGUCAAGUGGCUAAAAGCCAAGCAACUUGGAAACAACCAGUCAGUCAGAGGAGGAACUCUAUCAAGGACCAACCCGCCGACGCAGAAGCCGCCGAGCCCGCCCAUGUCGGGGCGCGGCACCAUCGGACGCAACACGUCCUACAAGACCCUGGAGCCCGUGAAGCCGCCCACGGUGCCCAACGACUACAUGACCAGCCCGGCCCGACUGGGCGCCCAGCACAGCCCGGGACGCACGGCGUCGCUCAGCCAGAGGCAACGCACACACAGUGGAAGCAGCGGGGGCAGUAGCAGCAGGGAGAACAGCGGCAGCAGCAGUAUUGGCAUUCCCAUCGCCGUGCCGACGCCCUCCAUCCCCAACCCUGGACCAGUCCCGCCCAUGUCUGCUCCCCCGGGAGCCCCUCCGCCUCCCCCUCCCCCACCACCUCCUCCUCCUCCUCCUCCUAUGGCCGGGCUCGGCCCCCCACCAGCAGCACCACCACCUCCACCACCUCUAGUGAUGGCCCCUGGCCCUGGUCUGGGACCCGCUCCGAUGUCCCAGUUUGGAACCAUUUCGCGGCAGAUUUCGCGGCACAACCCCUCCAACUCCUCCGUCUCCAUGGUGUCGGCCACCGGAACCUACCGCCGGGCGCCCUCGGUCACUUCCCAGUUCUCCUUGCAGCAGCAGCAGCAGCAGCUGCAGCUGCAGCAGCAGCAGCAGCAGCUACAGCAGCCUCACAUUAACGGAGGCACUCCGGGCUACGGCCAGAACUCAAUGUCUGUCGCCCCUCCUCCUCCCCCAAUGCCCCAGCUGACUCCACAGAUACCUCUGACUGGCUUUGUGGCCAGGAUGCAGGAGAGCAUUGCAGACGCUCCCACCCCGCCUCCCCCUCCGCCUCCCGACGAGAUCCCCAUGUUUGACGACGCCCCCCCGCCCCCGCCGCCUCCCCCGGUGGACUACGAGGAAGAGGACGCGGCCGUGGUGCAGUACAGCGACCCGUACGCCGACGGAGACCCCCAGUGGGCCCCCAAGAGCUACGUGGAGAAAGUGGUGGCCAUCUACGACUACAGCAGGGACAAGGACGACGAGCUGAGCUUCAUGGAGGGGGCCAUCAUCUACGUCAUCAAGAAGAACGACGACGGCUGGUACGAGGGCGUCUCCGGCAGCGUCACCGGGCUGUUCCCCGGCAACUACGUGGAGUCCAUCAUGCACUAUGUUGACUGAGGGGGGGGGGGGGGGGUCUAUUUAUUCAGUCAUAUUGUAAUCCGCUGAGAGACUGAACGCAGUCUUGACUGCUGACACAUAGACCUGUAAGAUCCUCCUCUUUUUUUUUUUUUACAUGACAGAAUGUUCUUUCCCUUACCGAUUGCAAAUAAAAUGAAAAGUAAUAUCUAUUUAGUUUAUUUUUUGGUGUUAUACGGGCGGGUUAGGGGUACGUUUAUGGAAAAAGUAGAAACUAAUGUUUCUGGAUAGUUGGACUUGAGAGACGACGGUCACACAGCUGAAGGAUGUACGACCUCAUCUUACCGAGACACAAGGUCGACCCGGGUGUCGGGGUCACGUGACCACCUUCGGAAGGAGAUGGCGUCCGGGUUUCUGUGCUGUGGAUUCAGUGGGUGUCUCAUUGUAAAAGAACGAUGGCCUGUCAAUGACUCACUAAUUUAAAAAGGGUUGUUUGGUAUUUCAAAGAUAAACGAUUCCUCCGGAGAAUCAAAGCAUGCAGAAUUUUAAAGAGAUCAAAUGUAAUCUUACGUUUUCUUGCUUCUGUUAUGUUGUAAAUGUAUUUACCUUUUUAAUUUUUGUUACACUGUUGAAAUCACUGAACUUUUUUUAGACUGAGAUGCAUUUUCAAGCUUCCCCACACUUCCUAAACGCUCACUUGCAUUCGGACUUUAAAUCUCAAAGGAAGUUGAAAUGCAUUUGGAUCCGUUUGAAGCAACAUUCCAUAUUUUGUAACCCGCAUGGUCAUGGGCUCCAUUUUGGCUUGUGAUGGACAGCGUGACAACUGAACGCAGACCAAUGAAACAAAUACCUCCACUCUGCACAGGUUUUAAAAUCCAUAUCGGCUGUCACUCAGGUCCAAAGUUCAUCUUGACCACAAUGUAGUUCUUCUGUCGGCCCUCCAACGUACCAUCACAUGACAACUUCUUUUUUUUCUUUUUUGAUACUUCAGUUUCUGCCUUGAUUUGUCACCCGCUUGCUUUAUGUAUUUUCAAUUUCUGAAAUCAUGUCCCGGAUAAUUUCAUCGGUGGAAAUAUUCAGAUCUCCAUCUGCCCUUUAUUUUGUACAUAUAAUAUGUUGAUGGAAAAAAGUAAUGUACAGUCUUUUAUAAUAAACAAUUCUAUGUACAA